UGUGUGUGUGUGUGUGUGUGUGUGUGUGUGUGUGUGUUUUCCCCUCCUAUUACUGCCGCUCAGCCUCCCGAGCACCAGUACAGUAGUGUGUCGCGAGCAGCUAUGCAGUGUGUAGACCGGGUCGCAACUCCAUCCUGAUGCUAAAUUCUGGCCAACACUGAUUUUGAAGGUUUGUUGGAGAGUUGCUGCUGGUUCUCCGAGCGUCUCGAGUUGAAUGCAAGGAAAGCGCAGAGCUCCAGAUGCCAUUGACUGAAGCGAAUGCGAGCAAUAAGCGGACACACCGAGUGAACAGAAAGUUGGCUGGCGGAAGAAACCAUUUCCUUUUGUUUACUUUCUGAAGAACCUUGAUUGCUUUCUGCCAAGCAAGGAAACAUCAGGCGUUUGCUCAAAGCAAGUCUUUAUGGGGAAGUUCUUCGUGGCCUUUUUCUAAAUAGAAGAUUAAUAGAACUAAAAUCAGACAAGAGAAAAAAAGAAAAAGAAAAAGAAGAAGUACAGAAGAAGUGUAAGGAUGGCAAAUUCAGGAUUUCAGCUCCUGGGCUACUUCUUGGCUCUAGGUGGAUGGAUCGGGAUCAUCUCAACCACCGUGCUGCCCCAGUGGAAGCAGUCAUCGUACGCUGGAGACGCCAUCAUCAUGGCAGUUGGGCUGUAUGAGGGGCUGUGGAUGUCCUGCGCAUCCCAGAGUACAGGACAGGUGCAGUGUAAGAUCUUCGACUCGCUGCUGUCCCUCGACAUCCACAUUCAGACGUGCCGAGCUCUGAUGGUCAUAUCUGUGCUGAUGGGCUUCAUAGGCAUUAUAGUGAGUGUAGUAGGCAUGAAGUGCACCAGGGUGGGUGACAACAACCCUGCCACCAAGGCCAAGAUCGCUAUAUCUGGAGGAGGCCUCUUCCUGCUCGCAGGUCUGUGUACGCUGGUGUCUGUGUCCUGGUACGCAACACAAGUCUCUGUUCACUUUUUCGAUCCAAACACACCUCCGAAUGCCAGGUAUGAAUUUGGCUCCGCCCUGUUUGUCGGUUGGGCGGCGGCCUGCUUGACGAUCCUGGGCGGGUCCUUCCUCUGUUGCUCCUGUGCUAACGAGGCCCGAGGAGGGCAGCAGUAUUACCGGCAAUCACAAUCCUCCACUGCCAGAGAAGCAAAUGUAAAAAGUUCUCCAGCAGACAAAGGGGAGCAGUUCUUGUAGUUUGGGAGAGGGCGACUUCCGUUGGUCUCACGCUGGGUUAGAUUUUGGCAACUGACAAGACACUCUUUUGGUAAUAAAUAAAGUUAAAAAAAAAUUACGAUUUCAGAUUUAAGCAACAAAGAGAAAUGACAUACUACUGUUAUAACCCCUCUGUACUAUGUGCCAUCUUGUACGUGCUUCUGAAUGCAUUCACAUUAAAUAUGAAAAAAAUACAAAAAAAACAAAAAACUGACAUGAUAUUGUACUGUAAACGCUUAGUUAUGCUUUAUAUGCCACUGAAAAUUUACAAAGUUCAACAUGGAGUGAGCCAAGCGUAUAGAGAUUGUGAAACUUACUUCAAACGAUUUUUGUUGUUGAUGUUGUUUUUUUUUUUUCUUUUUGUAAUAUUAGACCACAGUUGUAUCUUUCAUGAGACUUGAUUCAGGGUACGUUAAUGAUGCAUUUGAUCAGUAAUGCAAGAUAUUCACUGUUGUUGUUGUGUAGCGUAAAACCGUUUCGAUGCAUAACCAAGCUUUCACUUAGACUUGACUUUUUUUUCUAAUCCGAACAGUACAGAAAUGACUUUCCUGUUUGUUCAUGGAAUAUUCUUCAUUUUCAGAGGCCUUGUCCUCACUGUAAUGGUGUUUUAUCGUAUUAUUGUAAAGAAACACAAUGCCGCAUCCGGUAUUUUUCAGUUUUAUUUUAAAUUAGACACACACACACACACACACACAAACACACCCAACAGAUGCUUUAUGUUAUUGCUUGUUAGAUUUUUCUGUUUUUGCUCUCUCUCUCUCUCUCUCUCUCUCUCUCUCUCUCUCUCUCUCUCUCUCUCUCUUUUCUUUCUCACUCUCUCUAAACCCUUUAGUGCACAAAUGAUUUGUGGAGAAGAAUUUCAGACUCCUGACUCGCUCAGGGUUUCGGUUCAGCUCACACUGAGACGCACUCGUUUACUUUCUUUAGAUGUCAGUCAUGUGAUGGCUGUUUGUUUUCUUGUAAUCACAAAUCCAUUUUUUGUUCUUUACAUUUUCCAUCCAACAUGUCUCCUAAUAUUGAAAUAUGUAUCAUCUCAAAUAAAGUGUCUUAUGUUUUUUUCCCCCCGUUUUUAAAAUGAAAUAAAAAAAAAAACAAUACGAAACAAAUAAAGAGAAUGGAUCUGUGGUGCUUA
Tachysurus vachellii is the source of this 2327-nucleotide messenger RNA. RefSeq names its product claudin 19 (gene cldn19). Gene Ontology annotation, biological process: cell adhesion; bicellular tight junction assembly. Gene Ontology annotation, cellular component: plasma membrane; bicellular tight junction. The record is from RefSeq and is a predicted model, not a curated record. NCBI's taxonomy places the organism in Eukaryota, Metazoa, Chordata, Actinopteri, Siluriformes, Bagridae. The transcript has 5 exons. Gene Ontology annotation, molecular function: structural molecule activity. Bases 509 to 1177 code for a protein of 222 amino acids.